Hyphopichia burtonii NRRL Y-1933 is the source of this 1407-nucleotide messenger RNA. RefSeq names its product Zrt1p (gene ZRT1). Gene Ontology annotation, molecular function: zinc ion transmembrane transporter activity. Lineage: Eukaryota; Fungi; Ascomycota; Pichiomycetes; Serinales; Debaryomycetaceae. Gene Ontology annotation, biological process: zinc ion transmembrane transport. Bases 1 to 1407 code for a protein of 468 amino acids. The record is from RefSeq and is a predicted model, not a curated record. The transcript has 2 exons. Gene Ontology annotation, cellular component: plasma membrane.
AUGCAACUUAAAAGAUUUUUGGUAUUGAUCUUGAGUAGUCCCGUUUGGGCUACUGUGACAGUAACUUCCACUAGAGAUUAUAGGAUAGCUACACAAACAACCCAAAGUGGUGCUCGUAUCACCAAUGAUCAAGCUAACUCAAGUGCUACUGGCCAAACCACAGCAAUUACUAGUUGUCAUUUUCAUGGAUCUACUCAGUUCUGUGUUGAUGGACAAGGUAGAGAGGGCUCUGUUGUUCCUGCUCCUUCAAAUACAAAAGAUGCUCCCAGUGAAUACACUGGUUGUCAUGCACAUGAAACUGAUACUUUCUGUAUGAAUGGCGAUGAUGAAGUUCAAUUUGCUGCUGAGCUGGAGUCGUCUUCUUCUUCUUCCUCUUCAUCUGGUGGUAAGAAAAACUGUCAUUUCCAUGCUGGUGUUGAACAUUGUCUUGCUGAAGGUGAAUCAGAACAUGGCAGUAAACUGGCCCAAUCUUGCGAAAGAGUUGACCGGGAUUACAAUAUACCUUUGAGAAUUGGUCUUUUAUUUGUUAUUUUGGCCACAUCUGCCAUUGGGGUAUUUGGCCCUAUUUUAUUAACCAGGUUUACAAACUUUUCAACUGAUUCGAACGUUAUUGUUAUAAUUAAACAAUUUGGAACUGGGGUAAUUGUGUCAACGGCUUUUGUUCAUUUAAUUACCCAUGCAGAGUUAAUGUGGGGGAACUCAUGUAUUAGUUUACAAUAUGAAUCAACUGCUUCCGCAAUCACUAUGGCUGGGAUAUUUUUGGCAUUUUUAAUUGAAUACGUUGGUACUAGAGUUGUGAAAAAUAGCAUUGAUAAGCGCUCAGCUCAGAAUUCUUCUGACCAUGAAGAUCAAAAGGAUAUUAAUAGCAGUGAAGAGAACACUGUUCCCGUUCAUAAUCACAACCACCAUUUUCAUGGAUCAGCUCUUCAAGAUAAACUUUCAGUUAUGCUUUUAGAAGCGGGUAUAGUUUUCCAUUCUAUUUUAAUUGGGAUCACUUUGGUAGUUGCAGGUGAUUCUUUUUUCAUUACAUUAUUCAUUGUUAUUUUAUUCCAUCAAAUGUUUGAAGGUCUCGCUUUAGGUUCUAGAAUUGCAGAGUUGAAGGAUGCAAAGCUUUUAUCAAAAUUAUUAAUGGCUUCAGUAUUUGCAGUAAUUACCCCAAUUGGUAUGGCAAUCGGUAUUGGUACUUUAAAAAAAUUUAAUGGUAAUGAUCCAAGUACUGUUAUUGCAUUAGGUACUUUAGAUUCAUUUUCUGCGGGUGUUCUUAUUUGGACUGGGCUUAUUGAAAUGUGGGCUCAUGAUUGGCUCUUCGGUAGUUUAGCCAAUGCUCCAAUGAUAAAAACCUCUCUUGCUUUUGUUGCUUUAGUAGCUGGGAUGAUACUCAUGAGUGUUUUAGGUAAAUGGGCAUAA